AUGGCCAAUUUCAUGCAUACACGCAGAACGACAAUUUUUCGAAGAUUUGACGACGUUCAUGUACGGCUGUUAUUGCAUCUACAGGAUGAGAUUUCAGCACUGGAAAAGGAACUACUAGACAUUGAGCAAUCUGGCCCCGGCAGACCAGAUCAUCUGGUCAGGAAGCCCACUGUUAUGCGCGAAUUGCGAAAGACGUUGGCAGAAUAUGAUCAUCUCUUCGCUAAUUGGAGUUCGAUGCAAGCGAAUAAAGCUAGCGAUGAACUGAAAGAACAGCUCGCUAAAUGGCUGCAAGCUCCAGAUCCCGAAGGUAGUACCUCAAAAACUGCGCAGGCCGAUUUGGUCUGGUUAAAAGAUUCGAAGGAUUUAAGUGCUGUUUCGCUGGACCCCGAAAAAAAGCUACCAGAGGUCUCGAGCUUCAGCAAAGUCAGCACAAAAGAAGAGAACAAGAUAGAUAAGGAGAAUGGCAGGAAUGGUGCUAGUUUCCUGGCUAUGUUCAGUUGUACCAGCAAGAGGAAAUAA
Lithohypha guttulata is the source of this 519-nucleotide messenger RNA. RefSeq lists its product as uncharacterized. The transcript has 2 exons. The coding region runs from base 1 to 519 and encodes 172 amino acids. The record is from RefSeq and is a predicted model, not a curated record. Lineage: Eukaryota; Fungi; Ascomycota; Eurotiomycetes; Chaetothyriales; Trichomeriaceae.